AAGCCCGGCGCUCCCAUGGGGCGGGCUUUGUGGGCGGAGCUGUGGGCGAGGACAGACCGGGCGAGGGGCGUGGUCAAAGAUGGGCUGUGGGCGUGGCUCCGUGCGAGAGGCGGGGGCAGCCAGGGCAGUGGGCGGGGCGAGGGCCCGCGCGCGCUGGCCAUGCCGCGUUCCCGCCGAGCCGCGCGCCGUGGCCCAGGCAGUGCACGGGCAAGCUCACCUGCCAGCGAGGAGGAGCCCAACAGCGAGGUGCUGAGCCGCUGCAGCAGCGCCAGUGAGGGGACCAGCCCCACUGAGGAGGCUGCAGCAGGGAGCGAGGCAGCCAGUGAGCAAGGCCAGGAGGAGGAGGAGACAGAAGACAGGCUGAAGGAAUACAUGGACAACCUCCUGGACAAGAGCGCCAAGACACGGCAGGCGGCACUGCAAAGCCUGCGCCUGGCCUUCUCCUCAAAAACCCUCUCUGAGUUCCUGCUGGAGCGCCGCCUCAUGCUCACCGACUCCCUGGAGAAGUGCCUCAAGAAAGGUAAAGGGGAGGAACAGGCGCUGGCGGGCACUGUCCUCACCCUUCUUUGCCUCCAGAUGGGCUCCGGCCCGGAGGGGGAAGAGGUGUUUUGCAGCCUGAAGCCCCUGCUCAUCAACAUCCUGAUGGACAGCACAGCCAGCUCCAGCGCCCGGCAGAGCUGUGCCACGGCCCUGGGCAUGUGUUGCUACAUUGCUGCUGCUGAGCUCGAGGACCUGGUCUCGUGCCUGUCCUGCUUGGAGGGCAUCUUCAGCCCCCCCAAUACAGGUGAGGAGGGCUCGGCACCCACCCAACACAGCCCUCUGCACUGCAGUGCGCUGCAGUCGUGGUCCCUGCUCCUCACCAUCUGCCCUCCUUCCCACAUCAAGAGCAUCUUGGACAAUCGCUGGCUGAAGCUGCCCCCGCUGCUGUCUAGCAGCAGCGUCGCACUGCGCAUCCUGGCCGGGGAAACCAUCGCCCUUGUCUUCGAGCUGGCCCAGGAUGUGGAGGAGGACUUGUGCCACCAAGAUACAGAGUUCCUGUGUGCCCAGCUCAAGGUCCUGGCUACCGAGAGCAACAAGUACCGAGCCAAGAUGGACCGACGGAAGCAGCGCUCCAUCUUCCGGGAUAUCUUGCGCUUUAUUGAGAGCGGGGAGUACCAGGAGGAGACCAUCCGAUUUGGCUUGGAGUGCAUGUACCUGGACAGCUGGGCACGACAGCGGACUUACCAAGCCUUUAAAGAGGUGCUGGGCUCUGGCAUCCGCCACCACCUCCAGAACAACGAGCUGCUACGGGAGAUUUUCGGCCUCGGCCCCCCCUUGGUGCUGGAUGCGGCUACUCUGAAAGCCAACAAGGUCUCCCGCUUUGAGAAGCACCUCUACAACUCGGCUGCCUUCAAAGCCCGCACAAAAGCCCGGAGCAGGGUGCGGGACAAGCGGGCAGACGUGCUGUGACGGGCAGAGGGGUGCAGAGCCCCCAGCCCACCUGGACUGCAGACCCAGCACUGUGAGGGGCAGGAGCCCCCAGCCCUUGGGCUUUUAUUCAUGUACAGCAGAGUAUUUAAUGCCUGGAGCUGCCCCACCGGGGGCUGCCCCCUCUUUUAUUUUUUUAACCGAAAAAAUAUCCAAGAGAUGAAAGAAGAGCAGGGGGAGGUGGUGGUGUGCUUCUGUGUGCCUGCUCUGCGGCAGGGGCCCGAUGUGGCACGGCGGGAGGGGGUCUCACAGGGUUGCUGCAGCCCCUUUCAGAGACAGGGCUUGUGUCCCCCUUCCCCAGUCUUGUGGGGGCACCAGGGUGGCGUGGCACAGCCUGAGGGCUGGAUAAGAGGGCAGAGCCAUGCAGGGCUGCGGGGCAGCUGGCCCUAUUGUCUGUGCCCACAGCAGGAGAGCUCCCGCAGAUCCCCCUGCCACGCUGGGCAUAGCGCCUGCCUCCGCAGCCAGCCCGGUGGUGGUGGAGUGGUGUAGGGUGGCAGGCGCUACCCAGCCCUGCCAGCUGCCCACUCUGAGCUCUUUUCCAGCCAAAUGCUUUAUAUGAAAUAGUCCUCUUGUGGGAAAUUAAUUACAGGAGGGGUGGCACAGCAGGCGAGUCCUGGUGCUGCCUCUGGGAUGCUGCCUGUGCAGGCAUGGGGCUGCACCAGCCAUGAGUACUUGCCACCGCGGGAAUGUAUCUAUGGUGGUGGUUUUCUAAGACUUUG
Messenger RNA from Cuculus canorus (common cuckoo), 2186 nucleotides. RefSeq names its product interferon related developmental regulator 2 (gene IFRD2). The transcript is spliced from 12 exons. Lineage: Eukaryota; Metazoa; Chordata; Aves; Cuculiformes; Cuculidae. The record is from RefSeq and is a predicted model, not a curated record. The coding region runs from base 16 to 1449 and encodes 477 amino acids.